GGUCAUUUUCCACGGUUAGAAUGACAUUAUUUUCCACAUUUAAUGCAUUUUGUGUUGUUUUAUACACAUUUUGGAUUAAAUAAUAAGUUAUAAAUAAGUAAACAAACGUUCUCCAUCUUUGCCUGUCAGACUGAAAGACGGGAUAGUGCUCAAUGUCUCGUUGCUCAGGCAAGCAGCGGAAGUGAAAGGACAGCAUGGCUGCUGAAGGGGAGACAAAACGAGUCCUGGAGAUGGUCCAGGCUGAUGGGGCCGAUGAGGGCUCCGUGACAUUUGUGAUGCAUGAUGAAGACCAUACCCUUGGAAACUCCCUGCGCUAUAUGAUCAUGAAAAAUGAGUGUGUUGAGUUUUGCGGGUACACAAUCACACAUCCGUCAGAGAGCAAGAUCAACUUUCGCAUUCAGACAAAAGAUGGAACUCCAGCCAUUGAGACUCUUCGUAGGGGCCUAACUGAGCUCUGUGAUGUUUGUCAACAUGUUCUCAACACCUUUGAGCUCACAAAUGUCUCAGAGGGAUGCACAAGCCACAACGACACCCUCGGCUCAGAUCCCACAUCAGUGCAAGAAAAAGCUCUACCCAAUGGGGAACAGUGAGAAACCUUGGAAGGGACCGCAGAUGUGGGGAUCCCCACCAGGGUGACCGAUGCAAUGGAUGCCGAGUGGAUACAUUUAAUAAUGUGAGAGUCCAGUCCAUAGUGGGGUUGUAAAUUCCAUGCUCAAGCGGAUUAAUGUCGCGUUACAUAACAAUGGUGCUCAUCCAAAAUAUUGUCAUUUAGGACUAGUGUUGUCCCGAUACCAAUAUUUUGGUACCAGUACCAAAAUUAUUUCGAUACUUUUCGGUACUUUUCUAAAUAAAGGGGACCAUAAAAAAUUACAUUAUUGGCUUUAUUUUAACAAAAUGUACGCUACAUUAGACAUAUGUUUCUUAUUGCAAGAUUGUCCUUAAAUAAAAUAGUGAACAUACAAGACAACUUGUCUUUUAUCAGUAAGUAAGCAAACAGACUCCUAAUUUAGCUG
Molecule: messenger RNA, 1013 nt
Organism: Nerophis lumbriciformis (worm pipefish)
Lineage: Eukaryota; Metazoa; Chordata; Actinopteri; Syngnathiformes; Syngnathidae
Gene: polr1d
Product: RNA polymerase I and III subunit D
Biological process (GO): transcription elongation by RNA polymerase I; transcription by RNA polymerase III
Cellular component (GO): RNA polymerase I complex; RNA polymerase III complex
Molecular function (GO): DNA binding; protein dimerization activity
Source: RefSeq, a predicted model, not a curated record